Lactuca virosa is the source of this 291-nucleotide messenger RNA. The record is from the annotation of a GenBank genome assembly. NCBI's taxonomy places the organism in Eukaryota, Viridiplantae, Streptophyta, Magnoliopsida, Asterales, Asteraceae.
AUGGCGAUUUCUACCAAUUUUCUUCUUCUCCUGGUGGCAAUAUCCGCCAUGAUGCUAUCUGCUUUCAUCAUAUCGCCGGCUGCUGCCUCUAGCGGCGGAGAUGAAUUUAUCUGGAUGUCCAAGCAGGGAGGAGGAGGAUGCAAGGGGUCCAUAGCCGAGUGUCUGGGAUCUGGAGAAAUGGAGAUGGAAUCGGAAAGCACUAGGCGUAUAUUAGCGACGACUAAUUACAUAAGCUACGGAGCGCUGCAAGGGAACAAUGUCCCGUGCUCGCAGAGAGGUAGUAGGGACUGA